CGCCGCCGCGCUCCUCGGACGGCGCCCACGGAGGCCGCGAUGCUGCUGGAGCGGGUCCGCGCCGGCUCGGAGAAGGCAGCGGAGCUCUGCCCCUUCCCGCGGAGCCCAGAGAUCCCGCUGUGCGCCGGCUGCAACCAGCACAUCGUGGACAGGUUCAUCCUCAAGGUCCUGGACCGGCACUGGCACAGCAAGUGCCUGAAAUGCUCCGACUGCCAGACGCAGCUGGCCGAGAAGUGCUUCAGCCGCGGGGACGGCGUGUACUGCAAGGAGGACUUCUUCAAGCGCUUCGGGACGAAGUGUGCCGCCUGCCAGCAGGGCAUCCCCCCGACCCAGGUGGUGCGCCGGGCCCAGGACUUCGUUUACCACCUGCACUGCUUCGCCUGCAUCGUCUGCAAGCGGCAGCUGGCCACCGGCGACGAGUUCUACCUCAUGGAGGACAGCAGGCUGGUCUGCAAGGCGGACUACGAGACGGCCAAGCAGAGAGAGGCUGAAUCCACGGCCAAGCGGCCCCGCACCACCAUCACGGCCAAGCAGCUGGAGACCCUCAAAAACGCUUAUAACAACUCUCCCAAGCCGGCGCGGCACGUCCGGGAGCAGCUUUCAUCGGAGACGGGGCUGGACAUGCGGGUGGUGCAGGUCUGGUUCCAGAACCGCAGGGCCAAGGAGAAAAGGCUGAAGAAGGACGCGGGGAGGCAGCGGUGGGGUCAAUACUUCAGGAACAUGAAGCGAUCCCGGGGGACAUCCAAGUCCGACAAGGACAGCAUCCAGGAGGAGGGGCCCGACAGCGACGCCGAGGUCUCCUUCACAGAUGAGCCCUCCAUGUCAGAAAUGAGCCAUUCCAAUGGGAUUUACAGCAAUCUCAACGAGGCAUCCCCCGCUCUGGGGAGACAGGCCGGGACCAACGGGAGCUUUGCCCUGGAUCCCAGCGGGAUCCCGGCCCAGGACCAGUACCACGACCUGCGCUCCAACAGCCCCUACGGGAUCCCCCAAUCUCCAGCCUCCUUGCAAGCACUGCCAGGCCACCAGCCUUUAAUCUCCAGCUUGGUUUACCCCGACAACGGCUUGGGCAUGAUGGGACAAAGCGGACAAGGGGUGCCCCAGCCCAUGAGGGUCCUGGCUGGGAACGGCCCCAGCUCCGACCUGUCCACCGGCAGCAGCGGGGGGUACCCGGAUUUCCCGGCCAGCCCGGCCUCCUGGCUGGAUGAAGUCGACCACGCUCAGUUUUGAUACAGGAUCCACCACCCUGCAGUGGGAAGGGGAAGGACUCGGUGCUGUUGAACCCUUGGAAUGAUGGAAGGCCGGGCUGUGGCUGCCGAGUGGGGACA
Messenger RNA from Empidonax traillii (willow flycatcher), 1325 nucleotides. It is a transcript of the gene LHX3, whose product is annotated as LIM homeobox 3. Gene Ontology annotation, molecular function: DNA-binding transcription factor activity, RNA polymerase II-specific; RNA polymerase II transcription regulatory region sequence-specific DNA binding. The record is from RefSeq and is a predicted model, not a curated record. Bases 40 to 1227 code for a protein of 395 amino acids. Gene Ontology annotation, cellular component: nucleus. The transcript has 6 exons. NCBI's taxonomy places the organism in Eukaryota, Metazoa, Chordata, Aves, Passeriformes, Tyrannidae. Gene Ontology annotation, biological process: neuron differentiation; regulation of transcription by RNA polymerase II.